AUGAAGAAAGGGAACGAGAUAAGGAAGCCAAAAAAUUCAAAAGAAGUGAUUCAGCCAGUUCGUGCAAGCGAACAAGCACAAAAUACAGCUGCUCGACAAGUUCGAAGAAGUAAUCCAACAGUUCGUGCAAAUGAACAAGCACAAAAUACAGCUGCUCGACAAGUUCGAAGAAGUAAUCCAACAGUUCGUGCAAAUGAACAAGCACAAAAUACAGCUGCUCGACAAGUUCGAAGAAGUAAUCCAACAGUUCGUGCAAAUGAACAAGCACAAGACACAGCUGUUCGACAAAUCCGAAGAAAUGAUCCAGCAGUUCGUGCAAAUGAACAAGCACAAGACACAGCUGCUCGAAAAAUCCGAAGAAGUAAUCCAACAGUUCGUGCAAAUGAACAAGCACAAGACACAGCUGUUCGACUAAGCCGAAGAAGUAAUCCAACAGUUCGUGCAAAUGAACAAGCACAAAAUACAGCUGCUCGACGCGUAAAGCGAAAUCAAAUGUUAUCGUGGAUUGAAGUCAUGGAGCAAUACUUUGAAUGCAUCAAGGAAGGUCCAACAUACAACUGUUAUAGUUGCGAUCGUCUGUGGUUCAAAAAAUCGAUUAAAAAUAUUACGCGUGACAAACUUAAAGAUUGUGGAUGUACUGAUACAUUCAUUGAGGAAGUUUUGCUGGAAGAAUUUGUGAAUGAAAAAGUUUAUCAAUUUUGUUUUACCUGUUACACAAACAUCAGAGCAAAGAAAUAUCCACGAUUCAACGUCAAUAAAUCACUUUUGGCAUUUCCAAAACUUCCUGAUAUCAUUACAAGUUUAACUCCACUUGAGGAGCGAUUGGUUGCAACAAGAAUCCCUUUUAUGAAAAUAUUCGCUCUUGGUGUUGAUCGUCAAUUCGGACUGAAAAGCGGAGUAAUCAAUAUACCUGUUGAUGUUCCGAAAAUGUUCAAGACGAUCCCCAUCAAACCGGAACAAUCAGGAGUAAUUCAUCUAAAGCUAAAGAGACGAAUUGGAAUGCAGAAUCAUUAUCUAUAUGAGAGAAUUCCUCCAAUGGAUGAAGAUACAGAGAACCAAUCAGAUCCAGAAUCAGAGACACAAAGAGCUGAUGAAGAAGUUAACCAACUUUAUGAAGAAACUCUCUUAGAUGCGAACGAAGCAAUUGAAUUUGCUCCAGGUGAAGGACAGAUUCCAGUAUCUAUAUUAACAGAUAUCAAUUGUGAAGAAUUAUCAUUUCCAACAAUUUACUUUGGCCAUGAACGAGUACAUUCACCAAUCGUCAAGCUAUCAUAUGAAGACCAUGUAAACAGCGAAAUUCGGCGACCUGCAGAAACGCAAUGGAAAGAACUAUUACGAAUUCUCAAGAAAACUGUGGACAAUGAAGAUGAUGCUGAUGUCUCAGGAUUAGACUUUGAAGAAAAAUAUCGACUGAUACGAACUGAUCCAGUAACUUGUUCAUUAUAUUUCGAUCACAAAUUCAAAGAAUUAUUUAAAACGUUGAAAAAUACUGAUGAAGGACCAUUUGGAAAGUUCAAAAUUCUCCACCAUUAUUAUCGCAUUGAGUUUCAACAUCGUGGAUCACCUCAUGUGCAUAUGAUUUUAUGGCUUAAAGAUGCACCCACCUUUGAUGCUGAUAAACCACAUUUAUUUCAUCACAUUGAAGAAUUUAUUGACAACAUAAUAAGUACUAGUUCAGAUGAUCCUAAUGUCAAAGAGUUUGUUAAAUAUCAGUAUCACAAAUGUUCUCGGACUUGUAAAAAGAAAACGAGAGGGAACACAAGCUGCAGAUUUGGAGCUCCAUUCAAUCCGAUGGACAAAACAAGAAUUCUUCAACCACUGCCAUCUGAUUAUGUUUACAGUAACGGUGAACAAGAUGAAUAUCAAACAAUAUCUAAGAAUCUGAAUGAACUUCUUUCGGGUGAUUUAAAUACGAUUGGAACAUUUGAAGAACUGCUUGUAAAACUUAAUUGUGACAGAGACAAAUAUAUAAAAACGAUUCGAAGUCAACUUAAGGCAACAAAAAUCUUUAUCCGACGUGCUCCAAAAGAUGCCAGAGUAAAUCCAUAUGCAAGUAAAAUUCUGAUGUUGAUGCAAUCAAACAUCGAUGUACAGUUUGUCUUAGAUCCAUAUGCAUGUAUUGGAUACAUAGUUGAAUAUAUUAACAAACCAAGUCGAGGAAUUUCAAGAUUACUACGUGCAUGUGUUGAGGAGUUUAGAUCUGGAAAUUAUUCAUUGAGAGAGAAAAUCAAAAAACUUUCAUACACAUACUAUAAUGGAACUGAAAUAUCUGCUCAAGAAGCAGCUUGGUGCCGUUUAAGACUUCCUAGGUCACAUAGUAGCUCAGUAGUUGAAUUCAUCAAUACAGGACCAAUGAAGACAAGACAUCGAAUACUGAAGUCACAAUCCCAGAUUAAAAAGCUCCCAGAAAAUAGUACAGACAUUUACAAAAAGGGUUCAAUAGACCGAUAUAAGGAACGACCAGAACCAUUAAAAGAUGUAUGCUUAGCAGACUUCAUUGCUAAAUUUUCAUACAAAGGAAAGAAAUCAAACAACGAAAGUGACGAUGAAAAUGUUGAACAAGACGACCAUUUGGUGGAAUCAAUUGACAAUAAUCAGAACGAAGAAGAUGAAAGUGGAGAAUUCAAUGAAGUAUAUGAGGUUGAAGGUGGAACAGUAAGAAAGAGAAAGCAAAUUAAAAUCAUCAGAUUCUGCCGUUAUGAUUUUCACAAAGAUCCUAACAAUUUCUAUCGCGAAAGAUUAAUGCUGUUUAAACCUUGGCUAGAUGAAUCAUUGGAACUUGAAAAAGAUAACCUGAACCUUGCAGAGAUUUACACACUAAAUAAAGAACUAAUAGAGUCAAAUAGUUCUCGAUACAUUAAACUUGACAUAGAUUUAAAUGAUAUUGCACGAAACAUUGAAGAAGAACAAGCUCGCGACGAAGAUGAGUCAAAUGAUCAAAAUGAAGAUCAAGAUCAAGAACAGCAUUUGAAUGUCUAUGAUUUUGACGAUAACAUACUUCAGUCUAAUGAAAUGUUUGGAAUAGAAUCAGUGAAUACAACAGAUCAUACAAACUCAAUGGAAAAGAAUAAAAUUACAGUUCCAGAUCUAGUUUCGGAUCAAGAAUAUUAUGAGUUGGUCAACUCUUUAAACACAAAGCAAAAUGAUCAUUUAAUGCAUGUCUUAAAUGCAUUCAAACUAAAUGAAUUGCCAUUGUAUCAUUUUGUAUCGGGUGAAGCAGGCGUUGGCAAGAGCAGACUAAUCAAAGCUGUAUAUCAAACACUUAUGAGGCAUUUCAAUCGUGAACCUAGACCUAUAGAUACUCCAGAAAUUCUUAUAAUUGCGUACACUGGAAAGGCAGCUCACAAUGUCAAUGGAUUAACAGCACAUGCAGCAUUUAGUUUGGUAUUGGUAGAACAGGGAACAAAAAAGUCUGAUAGUCUUUCACCAGAAGUAUUGAAUACACUGAGAGUCAAAUUAAAGAUUCUAAAGCUAAUUAUCAUUGAUGAAAUAUCAAUGAUGGGAAUCACAACAUUUGAAAAAAUCAAUAAAAGAUUGAUGCAAGUAUUCCAGUCAAAAAAGGAGUUUGAAGGUCGAUCCGUCAUCACAUUAGGUGAUUUCCAGCAGCUGCAACCAGUUCGAGACAACUUUGUAUUUGCACGAGGAAAAAAUGAUGUGGAUAGUUUGUUCGGAAAUUCACUUUGGGAUAAAUUUAAACAUUUUGAACUUACCGAAAUCAUGCGUCAAAAAGAUGAUCUAAUUUUCGCACAACUGUUGGGUCGACUAGCAAAAGGUGCAUUGACACAAAAUGACAUUGAUUUAAUUAAUACACGAAUCUUUGUUGAAUAUCCACAUCAAUUGAAACCCGGUGACAAACUCCUGCCAGCGAAAGGAAAAGAUGCUUGCCGACUAAUAUGGCAAAAUAAAGAGGUUGAUUCACACAAUCUUCAAAGAAUUAUGGAACUACGAAGACCUGAAACAGUAAACAUAAGAUUCCGUGCUAUCGAUAACAUCAUCGGUGCUACAUCUGAGACAGACAAAAGACAAGUGCGAUUUAGUUUGCAACAAUUGAGCCAUCGUGAAACACAGGGCCUUGCAACAGAAUUAGUGUUACAAAAAGGAAUUAGAUAUAUGAUUACAUCUAACAUUGACGUCACAGAUGGACUAUAUAAUGGAGGUACUGGAGAGUUAAUGUUUAUGGAGUUUAGAAAUAGAGAACUAGAUGCUGUUUAUUUAAAAUUUGAUGAUCCCACAAUAGGCAGAAAGGCACGUGAAGCAAGACGUGCAAUUAUGGUUGGAACCUCUGCCAUUGAUGACUCUUGGACGCCCAUCACAAGAAUAAAACUGAAUUUUCGAGUCAAUAAGUGUUCAGCUCAGGUCUUUCGUGAGCAAUAUCCAAUUGUCCCAGCAGAAGCAAUCUCAAUCCACAAGUCCCAAGGUUCAACGUUAGAGAAUGUAACAAUUCUUUUAGUACCACGCAUGUCCAGAUCACUUAUAUAUGUUGCAUGUUCGCGUGCCAAAACGCUGGAUGGACUCUAUUUAAUUGGUAAAUUCAAAUCACCAACUCCACCUCGGGAUGAUCAUCCAGUUGUAUUAGAAAUGAAGCGACUUAGAGAAACAGCUCAGCUUAUUCCAAAAUUUCAGCAUCUUAAGUCAAUACCAGCAAAUGAGAUUCAAAUAGUAUCAUUUAACGUGAAGUUAUUCCGUCGCGGCGGCGGAAUGAUGCCGAAAAAUAUUGUAUGUCGACUUUAUUCCGUCACUGUGCAGGAAUAA
Messenger RNA from Chironomus riparius, 4752 nucleotides. NCBI's taxonomy places the organism in Eukaryota, Metazoa, Arthropoda, Insecta, Diptera, Chironomidae. The record is from the annotation of a GenBank genome assembly.